Molecule: messenger RNA, 1492 nt
Organism: Xylaria bambusicola
Lineage: Eukaryota; Fungi; Ascomycota; Sordariomycetes; Xylariales; Xylariaceae
Product: glycoside hydrolase family 16 protein
Exons: 1
Coding region: 231-1391 (386 amino acids)
Biological process (GO): carbohydrate metabolic process
Molecular function (GO): hydrolase activity, hydrolyzing O-glycosyl compounds
Source: RefSeq, a predicted model, not a curated record
ACCGCUACGCCUUUCAGCCAUUUCUACCCAUCUCGGUUUCUGGCGUUCAAUACGAGCCUUCGCCGGGACACUCCUGCUGUCGAGAAACGAACGCUAUCUUCGCGCAGCUUUCCAAGAUUCCUCAAUCCUGAGCACGACCUAUUUUCUCUUUUACACACACCUGAGGCAUCCCAAGGGUUACAAGACAAGAAAGGCUGCAAGCUUGGGACAGUGAGAUACUUAUAAUCGCAAUGGCUGGCCUGUCAUUGCAAACGCUCUUCUUCAUUGGCCUUCAAGUACUGGGCCGAGUCGCCUGUUUGGAAGAGGUCAGCGAUCGGCAAUGCAACUGUUAUUUAACCAAUGAAACCAGCACGAAUUACUUCACAACACACAAUUUCUUUGACUUCCGGGCACUCACGCAGUACGCAAACGUACCUAGUCCCAUCGCGGAUCCAUAUGAUAGCAGCGAUGCUGAUGAAACGAGCGAUUACUUCCUCGACAAAGACUGGACCAAUGUAUGGGGUAUUCAGCGAUGGAAUAACAGCGAUUCAGUGGACUCAGGCGAUGUACCAGUCCUUCUAGUGAAUUCACCGAAUAACAUUUAUAUCCAAGAGAACACGGAUGAGAAUCCCUCAUCCGAGACCUUUUUAACGAUGAGAACAAUGAGGUACAGAGGCUACCAAUCGGCGGCAGAGUUCGAAUCCAUUUCGAAAGCUUACCACUUUCUCUCGGUGCGAAUGUACGCUAGGACGUUAGGCCCUCCGGGCGCAGUAACAGCCAUGUUCACGUACAGAGACGACGGUGAUGGUUCUGACCUCACUACUGUCCAAGAGUCUGAUCUUGAGAUUCGAACCCAGGAUCCCAAGGACAAAGUUCAAUACACGAAUCAGCCUUCAUAUAAUGCGGCAGGCUACGAUAUCCCACAAUCUACUCGAAACGUGACGACUCCUAUACAGGCAGACUGGACUCAAUGGUCUAUCCACCGGAUGGAUUGGACACCCAAAGAUACGACCUGGUACAUCGACGGUAGAAAAGUGGCCUCAAUCGCCUUCCAAGUGCCCCGCGAUCCGAGCCAAGUCAUUUUCAACGCAUGGUCAGACGGUGGCGAAUGGUCCGGCAACAUGACAGUUGGUAGCGAGGCAUACCUGCAAAUACAAUGGAUCGAAAUGGUUUAUAAUACGACCGGCGAUGAGAAAACGACCGACAAGCGGGACAGCGAUGCCGUCCAGUCCUUAUGGAAUGUGAAAAGAGCUGAAGAGGGCUGUCAAAACAUCUGCAGCAUUGAUGAGACGCCAACAGUCGGGACGCCAGUACUGCUCCAAGGCGCUGCCUCAAGGAUGUCGGAUCAUGUUUUGGGCUUUGGCGUGGCUUAUGUCUGGAUCCCCUUGUUGUUGGCCACGUUCCUAAUCUAAAAAGUAGAGCUUCCCGGGUAUUUAGGCAGUCAACCAACGUGAAGAGAAAAAUCAAAGAUCUAUGACAGUGAACAAACAAUUCACGGGAGAGUGACCUAGCA